GAAAAAAAUAGAAAGCGCGGAAGGAACAACGCCACGUUUGUAGUCCAUUCUUGCUGUUAUGACAGUGGUGCUAGCGAUUAGCACACGGGUUUGUAUGGUCGUGAUUCUGGGGAUUCACUAAAUGUGAUCGAGCUAUUAAAUUCAAUUAAAAUCUGAAACAUAACAUUUGAGGAAGAUGCAGGAUGACGCGCGCUACCUCAAACGCAAAGUGACUGCGGGCAGUUUGGACGUCCAUCCCACAGAGAAGGCCCUUGUGGUCCACUAUGAGGUGGAAGCGUCUAUUCUGGGAGAGAGUGGAGGUCAAAUGUUGGGCGAACGCAAGGAGGGACAAAAAAUUAUCCGUGUGAAAAGUCUUUCUCCUACUACAGAUGUGGGCGCUUUAGCCAAGAAAGUGGUGGAGGAAUGUAAACUCAUCCCUCCUUCCCGUUUGCCCCAGGUGGAGCAGCUCCUCUACUACUUGCAGAACAGGAAAUCAUCCCCAGUGGAGGGCAAAAUGGAAAAGAAAGAGAAAAGAACUAUGAAGCCCAGAGAGCUGACACCGUUUGAAGGAAUGGAGUUAAAUGAGGAAGCCAGUAUAACCAGAGUGGAUGAGUAUGUUGAACUGCUCUAUGAAGGCAUCCCAGAAAAGAUCAGAGGCUCUGCUCUCAUUCUGCAGCUCGCCCGCAACCCUGAUAACCUGGAGGAGCUGCUACACAAUGAGGCAGCUCUAGGUGCUCUGGCCAGAGUAUUGAGGGAGGACUGGAAACAGAGUGUAGAGCUGGCAACCAUCAUCAUUUACAUCUUCUUCUGCUUCUCCAGUUUCUCCCAGUUUCACGGAGUGGUGAGUCAUUAUAAAAUAGGCGCGUUGUGUAUGAGUGUGGUGGAACAUGAGCUGAAGAGACAUGAUGUGUGGCGUGAGGAACUGCGCAAGAAAAACAAGGCUUGUGAGUCAGCACCAGAGAAUGGCUCUCUAAGAAGAGACCAGGACAAAGCUCUGAGAAAAUACCAAGGCCUUCUGGCUAAACAAGAACAGCUGCUCAGAGUGUCUCUUUACCUCCUGUUGAACCUUGCUGAGGACACAAGGACAGAGCUGAAGAUGAGGAAUAAAAACAUUGUUGGUCUGCUGGUCAAAGUUCUUGAACGGGAUGAUGAGGAGCUGCUGGUCCUGGUGGUUUCAUUUCUCAAAAAACUGUCUAUAUUUCUAGAGAACAAGAAUGACAUGGCUGAGGUGGAUACUGUAGAACGAUUGGCUCGUCUGGUUCCCUGUGACCAUGAAGACCUGUUAAACCUGACUCUGCGUCUGCUGCUCAACCUCUCUUUUGACUCUGGACUCAGAGCCAAGAUGGUGGAAGUUGGACUGUUACCUAAACUGACUGCCUUGUUGGGUGAUGAGAACAACCGUCAGGUAGCCAUGCGCAUCCUGUAUCACAUCAGCAUUGACGACCGUUUCAAGGGCAUGUUUGUUUACACUGACUGCAUACCUCAGCUAAUGCAAAUGCUGUAUGAGCACAGUGAGGAGGAAAUUGAAGCUGAGCUCAUCUCCAUCUGCAUCAACCUGGCUGCAAACAAGAGGAAUGCACAACUCAUGUGUGAAGGAAAUGGGUUGAAGAUGCUCAUGAAGAGAGCUUUGAAGAUGAAAGACUGCCUUCUAAUGAAGAUGAUCAGAAACAUCUCACAACAUGACGGAUCAACCAAACCAUUCUUCAUAGACUAUGUUGGUGACCUGGCAGCAGAGAUCCGUGCAAAGGAAGAGGAGGAGUGGGUUCUGGAGUGUCUGGGGACACUGGCCAACCUCACCAUCCCUGACCUGGACUGGGAGUUGGUGCUGAAGGAAUACAACCUGGUACCCUACCUCAAAGACAGACUUAAACCAGGCUCAGCAGAGGAUGACCUCAUCCUGGAGGUGGUGAUAAUGAUCGGAACAGUUUCUAUGGAUGAUGCCUGUGCCGCCAUGUUGGCUAAAUCUGGCAUUAUUCCUGCCCUUAUCGAGCUACUGAAUGCCCAACAGGAGGAUGAUGAGUUUGUGUGUCAGAUUGUGUACGUCUUCUAUCAGAUGGUGUUUCACCAAGCUACACGAGACGUCAUCAUCAAAGACACCCAGGCUCCAGCCUACCUGAUAGAUCUGAUGCAUGAUAAGAAUGCUGAGAUCAGAAAAGUGUGUGACAACACCCUUGAUAUUAUUGCUGAGUACGAUGAGGAGUGGGGGAGGAAGAUUCAGUCAGAGAAGUUCCGUUUCCAUAACAACCAGUGGUUGGAGAUGGUCGAGAGUCGCCAAGCUGAUGAGUCUGAACCAUAUCUCUAUGAUAACGACAACGACAGGACUGAUCUAUUCUAUAGCACAGAUGGAAUAACUCCAGCUGACGGUUCAGUCAGCCCAGAUUUCUUCAGCCUACAGCCUCAAAAUGGAGACUUGCACCAUACAGGAGAUGGCAAUGAUGUCUUUGACCAGACCAGCUCAUCACCUGGACGACCAGCUACUGCCUACGGCUUCAGACCUGAUGAACAGCCCUUCUAUCAGUACUCAUAGACACAUACAGGCUGGUUUGUUAAACACUUCGGAACAUCCUGUAAUCUUAGAUCCAUUCCCCAUCUACAUCCUGCAUGUCCACUGUUACAUAGAUUGAAUUUUCACUUCUAGAAUCUGUCAUGACUGAAGGCAUCACAAGACAAUGAUCAUAAAGGCUGAAACACAUAAUACUGACACACUACUACUGCAGAUUUUAAACUAGUUAUUAAAUAAACUGCAGUUCCAUGCAGUCACCUUUCAUUACCCAUUUCAUUCAUUCACCAUUAUGUUAAACAGAUAAGUAGUUAAGUCUUCCUUACCCACUGGCUACAGUCUUCUUAUGGUGGGUUCCCAGUGGGUCAGCAAAUAUUUAAAGAAUGUGAACAGACAUAUGUUGAUAAGUUUUUGCAUGUUUUUCCUAUGUAAUAAUGAAGAUUAUUCACUGAAAAAAAACAGUCAAAUGUGUUCUUACAUCCCAUUAUUGGACGGUUUGAGAUCCACCAGUUUGACUCAUCUAACAUUAUGUCAACAUGCUGACCUUUAUACACUGUCAAUUUAUUAACAUGCACUACAAUGUACAUAGCUUUCUUUCGUCUAUGUCACUGUAAAAUGGGCACAUUGUUGAUGGUGGUCCUUAUAACUUAGGGUGCUUUCACACUGGCAGGUUAGUUCGAACCCGGUGCAGACCAAGAAACUGUAGCGGGGCCUGUCUGUGAAGUGGUCUGAGAUUGGUUACAGUUAAAAGAGUGUUCCACUGAUUUAGCAUUGCAUCAUGGACAGAUAAAAAAAAGGAUCGAAAUCAAUGCAGCAGAACCAGAGAUGUUGUCUUUUUUUAUUCAACACAUUCAUCCUCCUUGUCAAAACAUGGUGCCUACAUUACCCACAAUGCAACUUGACCAAUAACAGUUUUCCCCAUGCAUGUCAUAAUAGGCACCGACCUUGUUUCCAGGCAACAGUGGUCAAUAGCUGCACUUUGAUGAGGAAAGCAUUACCACAGAUUGGAAAAACAGUAGACACCUGUGAAAGCAAAGCAGCAGGCUCGGGACAAAGGGGGGCCGUCAAAUUCAAGUUCAGAUUCAAAAAAGCAAACCCAGUGUGAAGUGGCCUAGAAAUGUUGCCUUUAAAUUGAAGCUUAAAAUGCUGCUGUCUCGUGCAGCAUAUGGCUCUGGUCAUUUUUGUGACCAUCACUCAGUGUGCUGUACACGUUACUGAUGUCAAACCGCUGCAGUAUUACAUUUAUUCAGUGAUGAGAAAAGUAGAAACCCUGUCACUGCAGAGAAGGUGGAUAUACGGUAUGUCACUACAUAAUAAAAUGAAUGUUAUUGACCUGCCACCAUACACCCCUGAUAUUGCAUCAGUCCCCUUAAACAACAUUGGGAUGAACCUGAAUGCAGCAUCCAUUAAAAGGGGGGCAGCAGCUAGCAGUAGGACCAGAAAUGGUCCAACACUGCACUGGCAUCUCUAUUUUUCUGAUCACUGAGUAUACUUCUACUUUUAUUCCUUUUUGUAUGGGAUGUACUGGCUUUUAGUAUAUUAAAUAGGAACAGUGGAACCUCUGGUUUUUCAUUCUUGCUGAAUUUAAAAAAAAAAAAAAAGUCCGUAUCCAGAUAUCCAAUCCUCAGUGGCCCAGAUCUGGUUCUCCCAUGGCUGUUUAAAUAGCAAUAAAGCACUACAUCGAAAGCAUCUAAAUUCCCCAUACUACAUACUAAUAGUGUGCAAGUUUUAGCAUGUGCAGUGUUUGGUAUGCAAGUUUAACCAUCCUACACAUUAUAUACACUAACACUAUUUGAUAUUCAGUACGUAUUUGGACAUUUAACCAGCUGGGACAGAGCUUUUGCUUGUGUAUGCAGGUUGAAAGAGAGGCCGGUGAGGUUAUUCUGCAGAGUGUCAUAUGUACAGAAGCCAUGGGGAGGGACAUGUUUUUGUUGUCAACAUUAUUGGUAUAAUUUCAUGUUCAUGGCUGUCUUCAGUCUUGCCAGUUUCCUGCAGAAGCCACUGUUUUCACUGUGCCGUUGCUUACUGUGCUGAGCUGUGGAGGGUGGAGUAGUAUAAAUACACUUUUCAAAACAAAAAUAAAUUGUUCCCUUGACUAAACUACAUAUGAAAAGGAGGGUCACACUGAUUUGCAGGACACUGACAAUUAGCUACAUACUGUAUAACUAUUUGCACAUAUAGUUACAUUUUGAUGGAUGGUUAUGUUUUCUUUUUUAUUAUAAGUUAUUGUUAAUCUAUGUAUAUCAUUGUGUUUAUUAUAAUUGAUUUUAUUGCUACUUAACAAGACACUGUAAACAGAAGCUAGUACUGGACAAUAGAUACUCUUUCAUCCUCAGGUUGUUUUAAUAAAAAGUUUUUGCAUGA
Siniperca chuatsi (mandarin fish) is the source of this 4843-nucleotide messenger RNA. RefSeq names its product kinesin-associated protein 3-like. Gene Ontology annotation, biological process: microtubule-based movement; cilium organization. Gene Ontology annotation, molecular function: kinesin binding. The transcript has 20 exons. Gene Ontology annotation, cellular component: kinesin II complex; ciliary transition zone; axoneme. NCBI's taxonomy places the organism in Eukaryota, Metazoa, Chordata, Actinopteri, Centrarchiformes, Sinipercidae. The coding region runs from base 176 to 2506 and encodes 776 amino acids. The record is from RefSeq and is a predicted model, not a curated record.